This is a messenger RNA of Lactuca saligna, 2758 nucleotides long. The record is from the annotation of a GenBank genome assembly. Lineage: Eukaryota; Viridiplantae; Streptophyta; Magnoliopsida; Asterales; Asteraceae.
AUGACCCUUUGGAGGAUGGGAGGCACUCAGAAGAGCUACACCACUAAUCCAAAUGAUUACAAGCUUUUAGAAGAAGUAGGUUACGGCGCCAGCGCCACCGUAUACAGAGCGAUCUAUCUCCCUACCAAUGACGUCAUCGCCGUUAAGAGCUUGGAUCUCGAUCGCAUCAACAGCAAUCUGGAUGAUAUUCGAAGGGAAGCACAAACAAUGAGUUUGAUAGAUCACCCAAAUGUGAUAAGGGCAUUUUGUUCAUUUGUUGUGAAGCAAAACCUUUGGGUGGUUAUGCCAUUCAUGGCUGAAGGUUCAUGUCUACAUCUGAUGAAAACAGCAUAUCCAGAUGGAUUUGAAGAGUCUGCUAUUUCUUCUAUCCUCAAAGAGACUCUCAAGGCAUUGGUCUACUUGCAUCACCAUGGUCACAUCCACCGUGAUGUUAAGGCUGGAAAUAUACUUCUUGACACUAAUGGAGUGAUAAAGCUUGGGGAUUUUGGUGUCUCAGCUUGUAUGUUUGAUAGAGGUGAUAGACAACGUUCCAGAAAUACUUUUGUAGGAACUCCUUGCUGGAUGGCACCCGAAGUCUUGCAGCCUGGAAGCGGAUAUGAUUUCAAGGCUGACAUUUGGUCAUUUGGAAUUACUGCACUUGAGUUGGCUCAUGGUCAUGCCCCUUUCUCAAAGUACCCUCCCAUGAAGGUCCUGUUGAUGACCAUUCAAAAUGCGCCACCUGGACUUGAUUACGACCGGGAUAAACGGUUUUCUAAGUCUUUUAAAGAAAUGGUGGCAAUGUGUUUGGUGAAAGAUCAAACAAAAAGGCCAACUGCUGAGAAGCUGUUAAAACAUUCUUUUUUUAAGCAAGCUAAAGCUCCAGAACUUUCUGUCAAGAAACUUUUUGGUGACUUGCCACCACUUUGGCAUCGUGUCAAAGCCCUCCAGCUAAAAGAUGCUGCCCAACUAGCACUUAAAAAGAUGCCUUCAGCCGAGCAAGAAGCCAUAUCACACAGCGAGUAUCAGCGAGGUGUUAGUGCUUGGAAUUUUGACCUUGAAGAAUUAAAAUUCAGAGCAUCCUUGGUGCAAGAUGAUGACGAAAUUCAAGAUAUCAGGGACCUUGAUGUAAAUUCGACUUCAUCUGCCAAUAAUGAAGCAUCCAAUUCGAAGGCUGCUACUAUUGAGAAAAAUUCCACAAGCGAGAUUGAAUCUAGUGAUGAAGUUGUUGUCCCAUCUGAAUCCGUAAGCAAUAAAGAAAGUAAUGUGGGAGAAAUUGAUAAUAAUAAUAAAGGAAGUAUUGUUGUUGAAGAAAAAAGCAGAAAAGAAACAGAGCAACCACAAGCAGAUAAAGAAGCAGUAGUAGCACAGGCUAAAAAUAGAAUUUUAACAACAACAGGAGGAGGAGGAAGAAAUCGCCAAACACAGAGUGGACCUCUUGUGGCUGCUGCAGUCUUGAAUCAUUCAAAGUCUGACAGGACUCGUACUUUAGAAAGGUCUGAAACUGAAACCUCACAAGCUGUUGAUAAAGUCCAUCAUCAAGUAAGAAGAGCUCCCAGUUUUAGUGGUCCUUUAAACCUUCCAAACCGAGCUUCUGGAAACAGUUUGUCAGCUCCAAUUAAACCAUCUGGAGGAUACAGGGAUUCUUUGGAUGAUAAGUCAAAAGCAAAUUUAGUACAAAUAAAAGGACGAUUUUCUGUGACAUCAGAAGACCUAGAUCUUGUAAAGGAUAUUCCAUUGUGUACAGUUCCUCGAAGGUCCCCCCAGGACACAUUACUGAGGAAAUCUGCGAGUGUAGGAGAGUGGAUAUUUGAUUCGAAACAGCCUACACCUAGGGAGAUGAAUAGCAGUUCCGUUUCUGUACAUAACAAUUUGCCUGCAUCAGUUCUCAUGCCCCACCUUCAAAACCUCUUUCAGCAGACAUCACUUCAACAGGAUCUUAUCUUGAAUCUGUUGAAUAGUUUGCAACCAGCUGAGGUAGCAGCAGAAGCUUCUCAAAAUGGGAAAUUGCCACCGUUGCCUCGAAGCUCUGAGAACAAUGGAGCUGUUGAAAUUUCUGAUAGAGAACGUUUGCUGCUUACCAAGGUUUCUGAGCUACAAUCCAGGUUAACAGUCUUGACCGAGGAAUUGACUGCCGAAAAGUCAAAAUACGUACAGUUACAACAGCGAGUUGAUGCUAUUACAAACCGGGAGGAUAGCCAGAAAGGUGAAGCUGAUGCUUCUUAAUAUCCCACCUGGAAAUUACAACUCAUAUAAUGCUUGCUUGCUGUGUAUAUUCUGUGGAGAUGGUGAUGAAGAACAGUUGGAAGGAUGUGUAAUAAGUUUUUGAGUAGCAAUGAUAUGAUAUGAUAUGAUGAUUUCUUCUUCCUCAAGUUGAAAUGCAAAAAAGCAAAAGCAAUCAAUCUUGCGAGGGUAGUCAGGAAACCAUUUCUUUCAUUCAUUUUUCCCUGUGUAAAAGACAAACAGAGAAAGAAGCGCAUGGAUUUCAUUCUUGAAGCUCAUCCCAUUCACCAUUCUCAUUAUAUAUAUUUAUUAUUAUUAUUAUUAUUAUUAUUAUUAUUAUUAUUAUUAUGUAUGUUUCUGUUAGUGUGUCGAUGUUGUAGCCGCAAACCCUGUAAUUUCUCAACUAAUGUUCACAUCAUCAUAAGUUUUGUUGUAUUUUGGGAUUUUCUGUAAACUCUUAUAUAUAGCACAAAUGUGAAUAUCACAAUAAAACGUAAGUAAUUUGUGUUUAUUAUUGCGUUUAUCUGCUUUGUCUUUGUUUAUGCAAUAAUAAUAAUAA